This is a messenger RNA of Meloidogyne enterolobii, 951 nucleotides long. NCBI's taxonomy places the organism in Eukaryota, Metazoa, Nematoda, Chromadorea, Rhabditida, Meloidogynidae. The record is from the annotation of a GenBank genome assembly.
AUGGAUACAAUACCAUUAACUGCUCGUUUAAAAGAAUUUGGAACGUGGACUGAACAGACUAGUUCUUCUGGCAAACGUUAUUACUACAAUAGUGCUACAAAUAUUUCGCAAUGGGAAAAGCCAACUGAAUGGAAACAUGCAGAGAAAUUACGAGCUACUGCUGGGUUGAAAAAUGGUAACGGCAAUAAUGGAAGCCAUCACUCUACUUUACAACAAACACCGAAGACAAAACCUCCGAUUGAGAAUGAAAAAGUUUCCUCAUCAUUACCAUCCAUUCGUAUGCCACAACAUCAACAACCACAACUUCACAAGCAUUCCACACCUACAGGUUCAACAUCUACUCCUUCUUCUACUCCUCCAACUUUUCGACCAGGGACAUUACCAAAUUUACAACAACCUUUUAAACGAAUGCCAGAAAAGCAAAAUUCUCAACUGUCAAAUACACCUUCAACUGUCAAACCGCCCCAACAAUUGUGUAAAGUAGAAAUACCAAAAACUUUAGCUUCCUCUCUCUGUUUUACACCUUCCACUUCCUCGACUUCAACUCCAUUACCACUUCGAAAUAUUCCAACAUGUUCAUCAUCUGCACCACAAACAGUGACAGUAAAUAGUUCUUCAACUCCAUCAUUUCCUCAGCAACAGCAAAAAAGGCCGAUUGAAAAUUUUUCUUCUUCAGCACCAGAAAGCUUUUGUGAAGAGAAAUACUCCAAAUUUUGGAGAGCAGAUUUGUCAGGUAGUCGACGUGCUAUGGGCUUUGAUUCUUUUGCUUUUGAAAUGAGAAAAUCUGCAGAUAGGCAGGCAAAACAAAUGGCCGUUAUUUUUGCAUUGGACAAAGAUAUUCAUUCAAUAAAAACUCUUGAAAGGACAGCUCUUUUGCGUACUUCAUUGCUUAAACAAAGAAUUGAAGCAGUUAGACAACGCACCCAAGAAUUAGAAUCAAAACCACAGUGA